Messenger RNA from Esox lucius (northern pike), 3851 nucleotides. RefSeq names its product Krueppel-like factor 10. Gene Ontology annotation, molecular function: DNA-binding transcription factor activity, RNA polymerase II-specific; RNA polymerase II cis-regulatory region sequence-specific DNA binding. The record is from RefSeq and is a predicted model, not a curated record. Bases 154 to 1608 code for a protein of 484 amino acids. The transcript is spliced from 4 exons. NCBI's taxonomy places the organism in Eukaryota, Metazoa, Chordata, Actinopteri, Esociformes, Esocidae. Gene Ontology annotation, biological process: regulation of transcription by RNA polymerase II.
UGAAACCCCGAUCGUUUGUAGGCCACCCACCGCAAUGAUGGUAAAGGGAGCUAGAAAAAUAGAAAAGGAAAUAUCUAUCAACAUUUACGACAGGACUGUCACACUCUACUCCAUUGACACCGAAAUGUUACAUUCGAUACAUUGUCUUCGAAUAUGAAAAACUGUACGUCAUCUUUUAUCCUGCGCCAGAACAAUAAUACCAAGGAAAAUGAUGAACUGUGCUAUCCUAUCAGUCAGAGUCAGGAAUCCCCUACUGAGACCAUAGCCAUAGAAGUUAUGGAGGCGGUGGAGGCUCUAAUUUCAAUUAACAAGCACUGCAAAGCUAGGACUUCCAGCACAUUCAAGCAUAAUGGCAAGUUCCGACCUCUGACCCCUUCCUCUGACUUCUCAGAGGAUGACUGUCAUUUCACACCUGACCCAGCCGACGACCAACAGUCGAUUUGUAUGACCCCCCCCCACAGCCCAACAAAGGUUGAGGUCAUUAACAGUGGUCCUGCUACAGAGGCAGUGCUGCAGUGUCCACUGGCAGUACAGACCUCAUGGUUGAGUCAUAGCCCACUGCCAGCAGAGCAGGGCCAGACUCUACCACAGCUAGUCAGCCUGCCCGGAUCACAGGCCACCAGUGUGAUCCGCCACACCGCAGACACACAGUGCUGCAGCUUGGGCAUCGGUCGAGCCCCCCCUCUGGAGCACAGAGUAACCCGCCCACCGCCCCAACAGCCUCAGCCCAGCUCAGUCAGCAUCAACAACCACCUGGCAGACAGGCUGUCCAGCAGGGCCUCGGGAGGGAACAUAACACCCCCCAACUCCCCGGCAGCACUGGCUGCUCCCCAGGCUCUGGUUACUGUGAAUCUGCCAGCUUCUGUCGGCAAAUUCCACCAGCCUCCGUUAGUGUCCCCUGCCACUGAUAGGGUUUCUCCUUACCCUGUGCCAAUUUACUGCCAGAUAUUACCUGCUGUCCCUACUCCUGUGGACUGUCAUAGUCCAGUGGUAACCUCCACCAUUGUGCAUAAACACAUUGCAAUAACUAGUCAAAAACAACAGUCUGCAACAGGUCUUCCUCCAGGCAUAUUCAUGAGUAGACAGGUAACAAAGGCCCCUGCUGUAUUCUUGGUUCCCCGGUCAGUUGUCCCAGUCCAGCCUUCACUGCUGACCCCUGGUGGCACCAGGCUGCCUGCCAUUGCCCCAGCGCCAGGCCUCACCUCUGUGGUUCCAACAAGUAGGCUGCAGCCUGCUGAGCUGUCCAGACUCCGCAGCCAUAUCUGCCUCUACAAGGACUGUGGCAAGACUUACUUCAAGAGCUCUCACCUAAAGGCCCACAUGAGGACUCACACAGGUGAGAAACCUUUCAAGUGUAGGUGGGAAGGCUGUGAGAGAUCCUUUGCAAGGUCUGACGAGCUGUCCCGCCAUCGCAGAACCCACACAGGAGAGAAGCGCUUUGCCUGCCCCAUGUGCCACAGUUGCUUCAUGCGUAGCGACCACCUUGCUAAACAUGCCCGUCGACACCUUGCCUCGAAGAAGGUCCCUAGUUGGCAGAUGGGAGUUCUUCACAGUGGAGAUGUCACACAUCCGCUGUGUUCAGCGCUCUUCUUUUGGCCUUCGCCAUAAAAUAACUCUUAUUCAAGACUGUAUAACUGACAAGUUGUUAAUUAGAAAGAAAUCAAGUCAUUUACUGUGAUGCUCACUAAAAGACUAAAAGGCAUAACACAUUUAAUUACAGGUUGAAUUCUUCUUAUUUUUAAAGUAAGCAGGUUUACAUUUUAUUAUUUCAUGUUUCAUUCAGGUCCACUUGAGAGAACAGUAUGUUCUGUGGAUAGCAGAUCAAUGCUUGUUGAAUAAGCAGGGUUUUACACUCCUUUUUAGUCUUACAUGUAUAAAUGUCAACUUUGUUCAAAAUUGCUAAAAGUAAAUGGCUUUUAACUUAAGGCAUUUUAAAAGGGAAUUCUGUAGAAUUUUUGCAUUGUAAUGUAAGACAAUGUCAAUAAUAUAUCUGUAGUAAUAAUGAACUGAUACUGUUUAACAACAUUUACUCACCAGUUGAGUGUAUACAUAAGUGCAUGCUAAAAUGCAGUAUUUCUAUUGGUCAAAAGGAGGCACACUGGCUUAAUGCCAUGGGCGUGCACUUCAUCCUUAUUAAUAUUCAACGCUUUGAUGUCAAGUGCCACAUGCAGAGCAAAAUGUGGCACAACGUUAAGUAGCCUUUUCCCCAAAUCAGAGCUGUACUAGCGAACCAUGUAGUGUAUAAGACAAAUGUAUGGGUGAUAUAUAAGUUACAAAUGUAGUGUAUAAGUAGCCACAUUCUUUUACAUCACAAGAACCUGGCAAUUUAACAGGGGUGUGUAGACUUUUUAGAUCCACUCUAUGUACAGGUGACGUCAAUUACUUGAUCAUGUUGUAUCUCCUUUUCUUUGUUGUAGAUGGUCUGCACCUCUGACUAUUAGAGAUCGGUUUGUAUAUUGUUGGGGCUAUGGCUGACAAAAGUGUUGGUUCUCCUCUGUAUUUUGCGUACCACUGUAAGGCGCUAUAACAAACUUUGUAUGAUUAUUCAGAUAUGCAUGAUUCCGAGUUUUACUGAUUGUGCUAGACAACCGCCUGUUCAUGACAGAAUGGCAGUCAGUGCUGUGAAAUACCUGUUCCGAAGGUACACAGGUACAUACAUUUAGUAAGCUGUAAAAUCUCUUUCAAAAGUUAAGCAUGCGCAAAAUGAUGCGGUCAUGUAAUAUUAACCCUUUUCAGCAGGGAAAUAUUGAGAUGUGAGAAAUUAGUUUGAGGUUCUGUGCAUACAAGAGAGAUAGACUUACUGGAGACAUCUCUCAGGCCCAAAUCCAACUACUAACCACAUAAGUGUCCCAAAGCUGAGGAACUCAAAAUAAUCAGCAGGAGCCACAUCUAGCAAGUUUGCACCAAUCAGCCUCCAUCAGCACUCUGGGUUGGGGCUGGAUUGGGAUCCAGUGAUAAAGAACUAAAUUAUGGCCAUGAUCGCUUCACUGAGAUAUAAAAAUGUCACCUAGUGUUUAGAAAUACAAAGAACACAUGAAAAGAAACAAAUGGUUGUUUACCGUUAUAAUUCAGGCAAUGGGUAAAAAAAAUAUUUUCAACCUAACUAUGCCACAUAAAACUAUUUAGGCAAUAAUGAAGUAAAGAAUCGGAAGUGUAAAACUAUCAAAUUAAUCUUGCCACCACACACAGUGAGGAAGUUGCUUUGGAAUCUAAGGGGACUCAGAAAUUGGAACCCUCAUUUUAGUUUCUUCAAAACAGCCAUUACAAACUUCAGUUAACUUUAGCCAAUGCCAGCUAAAAUAAAUCAUUUUUUAAACUGCCAGUUAACAUUUUAAGUGACAUGAUUUUUUACAUGCAGGUAACUCCAUUACUUCCAUUAACAUUUAGCUAACAGUUGUUUAAGUUAAAGAAUAUACCUGCAGCACUGGAUAUAGUUAAAGGUUAUUCUUUUUUUACUUUCUCUAUUGAUCAUUAAUUACCAUUACAUGUCAGCCUCAAGUUACUAAUUUAUGGUUUGAAUGCUUUUGGAGCUCAAAAUAAAAAACAACACACAUACACAGUAUGAUUCAGUUAAGAGGUUUUAUAUUAAUUUCAUAACUUCAAGCAAAAUGAAAAGUAAAUAAAGUCCAAAUUUAAUGCAGGGCUCUACAUUGACCUUCAAAAAGCAUUUUACAGGGAGCAUGGAAGCACCCAACUUCAAAAAUGUAGGAACACAAUGAAAAGCAUUUGAGGUAUUAAUAUUAAAUCCUUGAUUUCUCUAGGUGUACUGAGGACCCUUGAUUAAUUGCAGGUUGCACAGAAAAAUAUUUAGGUGCAUAUGCAAGUAAAAUGGUCAUACUGUAGAGCCCUGU